CGGGAUUUUUGAGGAGGGAGGGAAAAUGGGGAGGAGCGGUGGUUGAAGUGGAGUGGAAGCGAGAGAGUAAUUAAUCAUGGAGGGAUUUCAUUCAUUCACCGUCAGGUCGCGUGGAAGAAAGUCUCCAUUUUGCGUACCGGAUUAAUCUUCUUCCUCUCCCUCCCCGGCCCGCAACAGCAACGCCACCCCAUCUCCCACUCCCAUAUAGCCGCCAUCCCUCUCCACCCUCCCAGCCCACUUCUCUCGGCGUGCGCGCGCGCUCCCUUCGUGUCGCUGUGGCCUGCCAGUGUAAGUUACAGUUUACAGCAGCUGCUGCCUGCUUUGCUAGUGCCGUGGAUCCUGGCUUGUCUCCUUUGUGGAUAGCCGUGUUUGAUUGGGGGCGUGCGUGUCGUGCGCUUGGGGGUUGGCGCGGCAGUACAUGAGGAGGAGGAGGAGCGGAGGGAGGAGGAAGGCUGGGGAAGGAGGCGCUGGGGCUGCUGGGCUGCGUCGAUGAGGUGGUGGCGGCGGUGGCGUCGACGUGGGGGCCCAUGACCGGUGGCCGCGUGGAGGCGGCGCCGAGGCUCGCGCAAUGGCGCGUCGACGCGCUCCCGUGCUACACCUACCGCAAGUCCGACCCCUUCCGCGUCGGCCUCUGGAACUGGUACCUAUCUGUGGAGAGAAACAACAAGCAAACUUGCGUUAAGCUCUUUGCAGAGUUGUCAAAUUCUGCCAAGAACACGGUCCCAGCUCCUAUAGCUUCCUUUGUCACGAAACUUUUGAUAUCCUUUCCUCCUAAUGAAAAGAUCAUAGUGCAUCCAGGAAUCUUUGACAAGCAUCUGAAACAUGACGGUUUUGUGUGGGCGAUUGAUAGUACUGUUACAGGAAGGUUUGUGAUCGAGAUUGAGUUUCUCGACCUGAAAGUUCCAGAUCCAUCUGGUGGUGAACCUGCCUCAGUUUGGGCGUCACACCAGAUCAAGCAGUCUUCAGAUAAUACCGCCCUGUCUUCUCUCACUCGGAUGCUGCAAGAAUGCAUCCUCACUGACAUCACAAUCAACGCCACUGACGGCAGCAUUCGCGCCCACCGUGCAAUCCUGGCCGCCCGUUCACCCGUCUUCAGGAGCAUGUUCUCGCACGACCUCAAGGAGAAAGGGCUCUCCACGGUCGACAUCUCCGACAUGUCCCUGGACGCAUGCAGGGGCUUCCUCAACUACGUCUAUGGUGACCUGCGCAAUGAGGAGUUUCUCACCCACAGGCUGGCCCUCCUCGGGGCUGCCGACAAGUACGACAUCGCUGAUCUCAGGGAGGCGUGCCACGAGAGCCUGCUGGAAGACAUCGACACGGGCAACGUGAUCGAGAGGCUCCAGGUGGCGCACCUGUACCGGCUGCCAAGGCUCAAGGAGGGCUGCUUGAGGUUCCUGGUCGACUUCAGGAAGGUGUACGAGAUGCACGACGACUUCAACGCCUUCCUCCAGACGGCGGACAGGGACCUGGUGGCCGAAGUGUUUCAAGGUGUCCUUGCGGCAUGGAGUGGCCGGUGAUGGGUUCAUUUGGGAGGGUGGUGGGAGGAUUGGCAGGCAAUUGUUCCCAGGAUUCUUGCUGAUACCAGCAUGUAAAUAGCAAGUGCAAGCCAUCUUUUGGCUGUAAAAAUGUAAUGCCUUUACCACGAUUGGAUUUUGUUCAAGUCAUAUGGUAAUUAUCUGAUUCAUGUAUAUAUAUUGUACUACUCUACAUUUUGUAACACAUCUGAUGUUCUUGGCAAUCAAGUCAUGUCAUGAUCAAAGUUC
Brachypodium distachyon (stiff brome) is the source of this 1763-nucleotide messenger RNA. Its product is annotated as BTB/POZ domain-containing protein At1g55760. The transcript is spliced from 4 exons. Lineage: Eukaryota; Viridiplantae; Streptophyta; Magnoliopsida; Poales; Poaceae. The record is from RefSeq and is a predicted model, not a curated record. Gene Ontology annotation, molecular function: protein binding. The coding region runs from base 528 to 1517 and encodes 329 amino acids.